Messenger RNA from Dreissena polymorpha, 3020 nucleotides. RefSeq lists its product as uncharacterized. NCBI's taxonomy places the organism in Eukaryota, Metazoa, Mollusca, Bivalvia, Myida, Dreissenidae. The coding region runs from base 343 to 2457 and encodes 704 amino acids. The transcript has 13 exons. The record is from RefSeq and is a predicted model, not a curated record.
AUAUAAAUUAUCAACAAGGAAGAAGAAAACUGACAUUUCUGUCCUAUGUUAGAAGGCGGAUAAAUGACUCUCUUUGUAACUCAAAUGCACGUUUUCACAUUUUGUUUGGCUGUUACUUCCUGAAAAAAGUAAACUAAAUACAAGGAAGUACAUUUGUAUCAUAGGCGUAUGGGAUAAUUAUAAUUAGUUCAACACCGAAGUCUAUAAUAUUUUACGUGUCAUGAAAAUUGCUUUAAGAUUAAUGUGACGAAUAAUGAUUUUAAGUAUUAAAAGGCAUGUGAACUGACACUUAGGACUAUUUCGGGAAAUCAGUUAUACUUACGGUAAUUUUACACUUUGGACAUGAGUGUUACCGCUGACGUCAUGAACUGGUCGAGCGCCACCUACAGACUCGAUGAACUAGAGCGAAAGUUCACAUUUCCGUGCGUCGUGCGACUCGCCGAAGGCUUUUGCUCGGACAGUGAAUCGGAAGGGUUCUCUAAAGAUGACAUCAUCGGAAUAGACAGCAAGUUGGUCUUACACAAAGUGGCGGCACACUUUACGAACAGGCAAUCAGGCAUACGACCGACUAAAGGCGAGUAUGAUUUCGGGUAUGAGCGCUUAAGCGAAGAGAUUUUGGUCCCCUUGAAUUACAAGGGAAAGGCGAAAGUCCAGACAUGCACUGGUAAGACGUAUACGACAGUAAAAGGUCUCAUUGCCGACUUUCCGCGCUUUGCAAAGAUCUGCAGGACACUGAAAGCAAACUCGGCUGACGAUCAGCCAAUGGACUUACCCGGAGGAACAAAAAUUGAACUGGACCGUAUCUUACCAGGCAGAGGCACAACACCAGACGUUUUGUGCAUUAAAUUUAACGUUUCCGGUAAACCGACGUACGCCAAGGUGGCCGUUACUGAACGCGCUUGGAUCCGAUGCGAGUCGGAUGAGACUGAGUAUACGAUAAAAGAAGUCAUUGACAGAUUCAAAAUGCCGCAAAUUGUGAAAUUCGUUGACGAUGAUAUUCGCAAGGUUUACACACAAGACUUGGUGGAGGGCAUUGAAAACAUGCGGACAAUCACAGAAACGCUUCAACUGAAUCGACUGGUGACCCAAAAUGUCCUCGUUGGUCACUACAAGGCCGUAGAAGGGAUGGAGACAGUCGACACAGACAGUUAUAGAAAGCGUACACUGGUAGUCCUGCCAUUGGACCAUCCGGAAAUCCGUGACAUUGAGGUCAACGUUUUGGAGGACGAUGGCGAUAUUUCAGAAAUCUAUGAGAAAGUGUUUAAUGUUUCGAACAUCUCGAGUUCCCACGAAGUUGUGGAUACAAUAUACGUCGAGUUCUAUAAUAAUACUCCUUCUCCAAAAAUGUUCAACCUUGAUAAGCCCGUUACAGCACAUCACAAGCCAACCGUACCAGAAGAAGAGCCGCCAAGGCCGCCGCCGCGACCCGGAAAACCUGGUCUCUCGCCAGGCGCUCAUUUACCCUCAGUCCCGGCAGUGUCACCAAAACCAAAACCAAUCGCUAAACCAAACAAACCUGUUGGCACCUCUAGACAGAAGGGCGCUCCACCAGCAGUUCUACCAAAACCAAACCCAAUCGAAACAACACGCCAACCAUCGGACGCCUCUUCACAAAAGGGUGCGCCUCUAGAAGCACAACCAAAAGCCAAACGUGUUGAAAAACGAGCUAUCCAUCCCCCAGUUGUUGAGGACGACCGACCACCCGCGUUGCCAUCCAGGAAUCCACAGAAACCUAAAGCUCCUGAUAAAUCUGCAGAAGUAACACAUACUUACUACAACCCUCCGCGACAGAUAGUCCAUGCAAGUGCCCCUGUUAGUGCGGAUGACUACGAAAUACCGGAGGAACCGAAACAUGCUCAAAACUGGUCAAAGGGGCAGCCUGGGCAAGUGGUAUCGCCCACUGGUUUUGGCGACCUUGCCUCCGUGUAUCCUUUAUCUAGUGCUGACUUUUCUUUGAAAGAAGUAAAAGAGAAACAGCACAAAGGGAUAUUCACGCAAGACACACAUUUUGUGAGAAAAAAAGAAACAUCCCCAGUCAAGCCAAUGAAAGCCAACGAAACACCUGAUAAUCGCCAAGACUAUGAUGACGACAGCAUACAUUAUGACGAGGUUAAAGAAGAGGACAUGCUAGACCCAAGGACGGGCAUGAAAAAGGGCGCCGCAAAGGUUGCUGCGAAUACGGCGAUUGUCAAACCGAUGACAUCGAAGGGUUCAAUGGCGCAGAGUAGCCAAUCCAAAGUAAAGCCGUUCAUCGAGCUUAACUGCUGCGAACUCGUUGACAGAUUGAAUCUGUGUAAGAUGAAUGACUUGGCGAAGGUCUGUGAGGAAAGCCGAUUAGACGGCGGGUUCUUUAAGUCUGUUACUUCUAGCGAUCUGGAAUCUGCGCUUCAUUUGCAGAAAGUAGAUUUGCUGAAACUUUUGCAAAUGAGGGACGAAAAUUGGAUUCCCAUUGACUGAAAUAAGUGUUGUGAAACUUUGAGUACAGUCAAAUUUUAGAGUCGGUAUUGAUUAGCUACAAGUCUAUGUACCGCUUUUUAUUAUCCAGACAUAAAACAGUGAGCAUAGAAUUGAUUCGUAAAAAGACUUAAUGUAGCGCAUAUACAAAUUAUUAGUAUCCCAUAAUUUGAUACUUUGAUUAAAUCAACUAAUUAGGUAAUUUCUUUGUUGAACCGCGGCCCAUAUAUGUUUUCAAUUAUUGAACAUUGCAUCAUUUAAUCUUUUUUUCAAUCGAUACAUUGAUUUUGCUGUGGAUGUGGGUUUUAAGCUGUUUUCAAAGAUCUAACCGUGAACUGAUGUUGCAUUAUUUUGCGUAACAAAGGGAAACCAGUCACAGUCGUUCUAUAUGGUUUAUAAUUGAAAAACAUGUUUUCUAUUUAAUACCAUAUCGACAUUCAUAAAAUAGUGAUCUAUUGAUGAUGAGUUACUUUGAAAUGUUUUAAAGAAAACAAUAUUUUUUUAAAGAAAACACAUUGGUUAAUUCAAUUUGGUGUGAACUCAUCGUUAUUAAAUAUUGGCUAUGA